Messenger RNA from Penicillium cinerascens, 2001 nucleotides. Its product is annotated as exonuclease/endonuclease/phosphatase family protein. Gene Ontology annotation, molecular function: nucleic acid binding; catalytic activity; zinc ion binding. The transcript has 3 exons. The record is from RefSeq and is a predicted model, not a curated record. Lineage: Eukaryota; Fungi; Ascomycota; Eurotiomycetes; Eurotiales; Aspergillaceae. Bases 1 to 2001 code for a protein of 666 amino acids.
AUGGCGGGACGGACCGCGAUGCGAACCCCUGAACCGCCCGACCGUGACGACGAACGCGAAGAUUCACCGCCACGAUUGCCGAGGCCGAGACGCACUACCCGACCACCCAAUAAUCAUGCUCGGGAUCAAGAGAUCGACAACCAGCAGAGAACAACACGGUCCCAACUGAGAAAGAAAACCCAAGACAAGCCAGUAACCCAACGUGAAGCGGUCACUUCGGACGACUCCGCGACGGAGAGCGAAGACCUCAACGCCGCCACACUCGUGAAGGAGCUCAUUAAACUCAGGCGAGAGAUCAGGCGACGCGAUGAAUUGCACAAGAAAGAGCUUCAGAAGGUUAAAGAAGAAUUUAGCGUUGCCCUGGCCGAAGUCCGACACGAGCUACAGACCCUGACAGAUAGACCCUCGACACCGCAAUCCCAUGCCGAGGCAUGCGCUCAGAACAGCCACGAUGAGAUCCUCCGCGAGAUUCAAUCCCUGCGCGAUGCCAUCAGCCCGUCCGUUGACAUUGGCUCCCCGUCCUAUGCAGAUGUCGCCCGCACUCCUCCACUCAGUCACCCGAGCAACGUACGGACGCUCUCGACGUCGAAUACAACACCGACCACUUUUACCGACACGUUGUAUUGCACAAUAGAUACCUCGAAGAUGACAGAAAAUGAAAAUGAGAGGAUUUCCGCAGGCCCAAUCCGGACGGCGGUUGAGACAGAGAUUCGGACGAUGGAAGGCCACACGCACUGGCGCUGUCGCGCUGUCACCGUGGACCCGAAGAACAUCAACCGAAUCAGAAUAGCGUGCCGCGACGAAGAUGAACACCAGCUGGUCAAGAAAGUGGCGGAAGCAAAGAUCGGCGCGGGAGCCCGGGUACUCCGUGACGAGCUCUACCCGAUCAAAGUUGACAGCGUCAAUAAGGCCGCCGUGCUAGAUGAAAAAGAUGAGAUCCGAGCCGAAGCCGCGGCAGCCUUCAGCGAAGAGAAUGAAGUUACCGUGGCUAAGAUCGCAUGGCUUAGCAGAAAGGAUACUGACGGGUUCUUUCACGCUGGAGGAGAAUCUGGCGUGACCAGUACCUUCGAGUAUCGACCUCGACCGAUGCAAUGUUACAAUUGCCAGGAAAUUGGACACAAGGCAUUCCAGUGCAAGAACACCCAGAAAUGCGCCAAGUGCGCCGCGGAGGGCCACCGCCACAGCAGCUGCGACCAAACGGUUCCGAACGUCCGAAUCAUUCAGCUGAAUGUGAGGAAACAGGGAGCAGUACAUGACAGUUUGAUGAACGAUGAAGAGACCCGGGACGCAGUCGCACUAGCGAUUCAGGAACCCCAAGCGAGGAGAAUCCAAGGGCGGCUCCUGACAACCCUGAUGGGACAUCACAAAUGGACUAAGAUGGUCCCCUCCACUUGGAGGGAGGGCCGAUGGGCAAUCCGUAGCAUGUUGUGGAUCAAUAGGGAUGUAGAAGCGGAGCAAGUGCCGAUCGAGUCGCCGGACCUGACCGCAGCGGUUAUCCGCCUCCCCGAGCGCCUGAUAUUUAUGGCAUCAGUCUACGUAGAGGGAGGAGAUGCCGCAGCGUUGGACGACGCAUGUGAUCGCCUCAGAAAAGCAAUCAGUAAGGUACGGCAAGACGCGGGAACAGUGGUGGAGAUUAUGAUCGUGGGGGACUUUAACCGCCACGAUCAGCUCUGGGGAGGAGACGACGUAUCUUUAACAAGACAAGGAGAAGCGGAUCCAAUCAUCAACCUCAUGAGUGAGUUCGCUCUCUGUAGCCUGCUCAAACGAGGCACGAAGACAUGGCACGGUGGAGGGCAGAAUGGGGACUGCGAGUCUACUAUCGACCUCGUCCUGGCCUCAGCUAGCUUGACAGACUCGUUGGUCAAGUGCGCAAUACACGGGACGGAGCACGGCUCGGACCACCGCGCUAUUGAGACCAUUUUCGAUGCCCCAUGGCCAGCUCCACAGCACCCGGAACGACUUUUGCUGAAAAACGCGCCAUGGAAGGAAAUUAACGCGUGA